AUGAAGCAAGUUCAACUGGAGAAAGGAACUAAAGAGUCAGAAGGUGAUUUCACAGAAGAGAACGUUGGUCUAGUCAGUAAGACGAAGAAGAAAGGAAGGAAUUUGGAACGAACUCCUUUGCUACACCGACCGAUGUCAAUAGCCGAUUCGGCAACUGUGGAUUUUGUACGUCGACUGGAACGUGAAAGUGAAGAGCAUCGCUUUUCCAGUGAUGACGAUGAGACAAAUGCUGGUGGUGAGCAGUAUGGCAGUACAGCGGGUGCUGACUUUAAAGCGGUAUUGGAUGAAGCAAUUCGAGCCAUACACAACGGUAUUUUUCCAGAACGAAUCAUGCAAGGGUCUAGCGGUUCUUACUUCGUUAAGAACAUGCAAGGGAAAAUUAUUGGCGUAUUCAAACCUAAGAACGAAGAGCCUUAUGGACAUUUGAAUCCAAAGUGGUUAAAAUGGUUUCAUAAAAUAUUUCUGCCCUGUUGUUUCGGUAGAAGUUGCCUUGUUCCAAACCAGAUUUUCAUUUUGCGUGAAACGAUGCCUCAUUCGAACUGCGUUUUUAAGAGCAGAUUUUGA
Molecule: messenger RNA, 564 nt
Organism: Angiostrongylus costaricensis
Lineage: Eukaryota; Metazoa; Nematoda; Chromadorea; Rhabditida; Metastrongylidae
Source: the annotation of a GenBank genome assembly